AUUUGUUUAUCGCCUAUCGGUUUUAUGUUUUUACAAUUUACACUUGUUUUUCAUUAAACUCAAAAAUCUUUUUCAGAAGUUGUAGGAAUAUUAUUAAAAAAAAUUAUAAAUUCUAGUUUAUCAUUCAUCGUACGAAUAACUCGAAAUGGUAAAAUUGAUGGUUUAAUCGUUUUAGUGUUUUCCUAAUGGUAUAGGUUCACCUAAAACAAAAUAAAUUUUUUAUUUGCCAUAUUGGAUAAUAUUUACUAUUUACCUAUUUGUAUAUUUUUUUUUUUCUUAUUUUCUAGUGUUCGGUGUUGGUAAUUGGUGAUAUGCACGUACCGUUCCGUAGUAGUGGACUUCCAGCACAAUUCAAGAAAUUGCUGACUCCGGGGAAAAUACAACAUGUCUUGUGUACAGGUAACUUGUGCACAAAAGAAAUGUACGAAUUCUUAAAAUCGAUCGCCAAUGACGUGCACGUCGUACGUGGUGAUUUUGAUGAGGUAGUGCAUACAUACAAGUUAUUUCUCAUAAUUAUAAUUAUAAUAUAACUAUUUUUAAUUAGAUUUUUUUUUUUUCCUAGAACCUUAACUACCCCGACCAAAAAGUAGUGAAUGUCGGUCAAUUUAAGGUGGGCUUAUGUCAUGGCCAUCAAGUGAUACCAUGGGGAGAUCCCGAAUCUUUGUCGUUGCUCCAAAGGCAAUUGGAUGUUGAUGUACUGGUAUUUGGGCACACUCAUAAAUUUGACGCCUUUGAACUCGGCAAUAAGUUUUUUUUGAAUCCAGGAUCAGCUACUGGUGCUUUUAAUCCUUUAAAUCCGUAAGAAUUUUUAUGUUAAUAUUAUAGGCACUUUUAAAUUACUGCUUUAAAUAUGAUACUGACAAUCACCCGUACAUAAAUUCUUUUAGACAUUUAUAAGAUUAUUUGAGAUUAAAAUUAUGUACCUAUUAUGAUUUACAUAAUAUAAAGAAAAAUUGUUUUGAUAAAUGUAUGCCUUUAGUAGUAUAAUAAUGCAUAAUAGCAAACAAAGAAAGUGAAUAGCUCAACAAAAUAAAUGUCUGGUGAAUAAUAAUAAUUAUUACUAACCAAGAUAAUAAAGUCUUUUAAUAUUAUUUAUUUUUUUUACUAACUUAAUUAAAUAUUACAAUAAUUUAUGUGUUUCUGUCAAAAAUAUCUUAUCUUAUAAUAGCCACAUCUUAUUGUGGCUGUAUAAGUGACCCACUAUGUAUAGUUUUUCUAUCCAAUUAAUAAUAUAUCUAUACAAUUGAAAUGGGCGAUCUGCUCAUUUUUAUUGGAUAAUGGUUUUGUUAUAAAAAAUAUUUUGAUAGAUAACAAUAAUGUACUUUUUUGAUGAUAUUUUACUCUACCUGUGUUUUAGUUGUAAUCAUGUAAUAUUCAUAAUUUUUAUUAAACAUUAUGUUUGAAAUUUUCUUUUAGGCUUCAUACCUACAAAAAUAUAUAUAAAAAAAGUUCUUAAUAUUUUGAAAAAUAUAACAUGCAAUUUAAUACUAAUCUUAUAAAUAAUUUUAAUAUUAAUGUACAUUCAAUUUUGGCCUUAAGAAAUAUUUUUUAUUUCUUUAUAUAAAUAAUAAUACAGGUACAGAUAGAUAGAGAAACCAGACAUUCUGAAUUAGUUUUAUAGUAGUAAAAAAACAAUUAAUUUUUAAGUUUUAUUUUUGAAAACAAAAAGUAAAUUAAAUGUAACAAGACAAAAACAUUUUAAUUUCUAAAAACAAUGCACAUCAAAAGAAUAAUACUAUUUCCAUAUAUCCAUUCCAGGAAUAAAAUUCUGAGAUUUUAUUUAGCACUUUGUAACACUUCUCUGACAAUUUCAGCAAUUUAUUGUGGAAUCUUCAUUUUAAACUUUGUAAUUGUUGUUAGGAAAGUGCUUCACAUUUCACUUUUAAGACUGCUCCAUAAGGAGAAAUUGCAUUCUGACAAGUCAGGUGAUCUCGGGAGCCAAUAAAUGUUGACUAUGAAAUUAAACUCUGUGAUUGUUUUCCGUUUGUUACCACUAUGUACAUUACUAUUAUAUUUAUUAUCAGAAAUCAAUUUUUAGAUAAUUGUUUUAAAAUUAACAAACUAAUUGAACUUUUAUUUAAAAUAACUUGUAAUUUUCAUUUUAUUUAUUUAUUUUUAAUGUUAAAAUUUUUUGUUUACUGUAUGGUAUAAUAUUUAAAUUCUAAAUUUAAAUUGCAUUCUAUUAACAUAUAACAACCUAUGUAAGUAUAAAAAUAAUAGAAAUUAAUAUUAAAAUUUAACUUUUUUUAUCAUCUAAUUUUAAAGAUAACACUAAAUAUAAGUUAAUGAUUAUUGUAAUAAAUUAUUAUAUUUUUAACACAUCAUCGGGUAGCUAAAACAUUAUAAGCUUAAUUAUUUAAGUACUUAUAAUUUAAAUAAACAAUUUGAACUACUUUACUUACAUUUAUGUAAAUAAAUGGUAAUUUUAUUCAUAAAGAUUGAGGUGUUUUUAAUUUGAUUUAAAAAGUAUGCCACCAUAAAUAUAAAAAAUAUUCUAUGGUUUUUGCUCUAAACAGUUUCAUGAUAACAAUAUUAUCCUUUUUGUGGAAUAAUAUAACAUAACUGCAAUCCUUUAAUAUUUUUCGUUCUAGUUUAUUACAUAUUAUUUACUAUUAAAUGUAUACAUUUUUUUUUUUAGGGAUAUUAUUCCUUCAUUUGUGGUUAUGGAUAUUCAAAGUUCCACAGUUGUAUCGUAUGUCUACAGGUUGGUCGACGAUGAAGUAAAAAUUGAAAAAAUCCAAUACACUAAAAAAUAAACUGUGAUUGAUAGUUUUAUACAGAUAAUAUUGCAUUUUUACAUAUAACAUUAUUUUUAUACUGGCUAAAAGUUGUUAUUGUCUAUAAUAUUAUUCGUACACUUAUUUAUUUAUUGCAAAUUUUUAUAGAUUAUAAUAGUAGCAGCAAUUAUUUUUAAUAAUUAUAGUUAUGCCAUUAUUAUAUAGAAAUAUCCUUUAUAUAGAAUAUAAUAUAAUGUUUUCACGGUUACACUUAUUUAGUUUAUACAAUUCUGUGUACUUGUUAAGUACAAUAAUUUAAUUUGUACAAGUUAUUUUCUCAAAUUAUUAUCAUCAAAUUUAUUUUAAAUUUCAUAUUUAUCAGAGUU
This is a messenger RNA of Cinara cedri, 3103 nucleotides long. The record is from the annotation of a GenBank genome assembly. NCBI's taxonomy places the organism in Eukaryota, Metazoa, Arthropoda, Insecta, Hemiptera, Aphididae.